Bursaphelenchus okinawaensis is the source of this 2849-nucleotide messenger RNA. The record is from the annotation of a GenBank genome assembly. Lineage: Eukaryota; Metazoa; Nematoda; Chromadorea; Rhabditida; Aphelenchoididae.
AUGAGGCCACAGCCAUCGGCGGCCGCGGCUCAACGCAAAAAACAGGACGAGAUUAAUUCGAAGAAGAUCAGGUGAGUGAUUGAUAACAUGGGUAUGAAAUAUUUGGGAUAUAUGAUGAGUAAUAGGUGACAGUUGGAAUGAUAGUCAAUGUAAAAUGGUGGUUUUUGUUAAAAUAAGCCUAAAACGUAGAUUUUUUGUUAAAUUAAGCCAAACGGUUUUUGUUAAAUAAGGAUAAGAAAAUAAGCCUGAAACACAUUUAUAGGUUAAAAUAAGCCUAAAACUUAUUGUGGGAGUGUAAAGUACGUGGAUACGGAUAUCACUUCGGGGUCACAAAAGUCUUGUCGUCAGUUUAUAAGAAAAUAAAUCGACGACAAGACUUUUUUGCCCGCUUAAUAACUGACUAAAAUAAGCCUAAAAUGACUUUAAACGUUUUGAGUAAGUCCAAAUUUAAUCUAGUGUUCUUCAAUUAACCUAAGAGUUGUUAACAUAAGUUCAAAAUUUACUUUUUCAUUGAAAUAAGCCUAAAGUUUACUCUAACAGUUUUGAAUAAGCUUAAUUUUAACCUAUUGCUUUAUAAUAAGCCUAAAAUUUGUUAUCAGCAGCUAAAAUGUAACAAGUAAAGGUUUUUUAAUAUAAAUAAGCCUACAGUUUAAUUUUUAAUAGGAAUAAGCCCAAAAUGACACUAACAGUUUUGAAAAGGCCUAAGUUUAACCUAUUGUUCUAUAAUAAGCAAGUUUUUUAUCAGCAGCCUAAAUGUAAUAAGUAAGGAUUGUUUAACAAAAAAAGCCUAAAAUGCAAAACAUAAUUUAAGCCUAAAAAAUUAGUUACGAUGACUUUAUAGGCAGCUCUUGCAUCAAGAAGAAAACAAGUACUGUUUCGAAUGUGGCCAACGUGGCCCCACCUACGUCAACGUGACCAACAGCAGUUUUUGCUGUAUGCAUUGCUCCGGGUUACUGUAAGUUUUUCUUAAUUUCAAAAAAUAGUUUUAAAAAUAAAAAAAAUUUUAAAUUUCGAAAAUUCAAAUUUUUUUCAAAAUUUUAGUAAAAAAAUAAAAAGUUUUUGGUUUAGGAAACCACAAACUAAGAUGUGACUUUUUAAGCCUUUUUUGCAAUAUAGUUCUUUGAACUUUUUAAAAAUUUACAAAAAUUUCGUUUUUUCACUUUUUCUUUUAAAUUUCAAAUUUUUCUCCAAAAAUUCUAUUGUUCUCCCCUAAAAACAUUCUCUUAGACGAGGCCUUCAUCCCCCGCACCGUGUCAAGUCCAUCUCGAUGGCAACCUUCACCAACGAGGAAGUGGAACGAUUGCGGAACGGUGGCAACAAACUCAACGCCUACAUCUUCCUCGGCCUAUACGAUGGUAGGAGCAAGUUUGAGCCGCGACUAGACGAGGAGGUGAGGAAGCAUUUGGUCGAGAAGUACGAGAAUAAACGAUGGUAUGUGAGUCCGAAUGAUGUGGAACUACAGAAACGGCUUCUGGAAGAGUGCACGGAGCCGCAUCGACGGAACAGUUUGAGUGGAAUGUCGGUGAAAAGUCAUAAAAGCAAUCAGUCAGCACCUCCGAAUUUGCAUACCUCCAAGCCGGUAAGGGUGCUUUUGGAUUUGGAGGUAUAGAGUUAAGGGUUUGGGAUUUAGGCUUUAUUCUUGAGCUUUACCUUAAUUAUUAGGGUUUAGGCUUAGGUUGGGGUUAGGCUUAAAUUUUUAGGUUUAUGCUUUGAGCUUUAUGGUUUUAGGCUUAUUUUUUAAAGCUUUAGGGUUUUACUUCGAACUUUAGGCUUAAUUUUUUGAUUUUAGGCUUAUUUUAAGGUAAUAAAAACCAUAAAACAAUUUUUUUUUUCAAAAAAGUUUCAUUUUCAGCAAGGCCCAAUCGACAUUCUAACCGGUGACCUACUAGACCUCAGUUUCAACCCUCCAACUUCACAUAACCCACCCCCACCCGAACCAAAAACCUUACCCGAGGACGAUUGGACAUCCCUCUUCAUAAAUCCACCGCCACAGCCAAAAGCACCCCUCCAACCUACAACUUCAUUCCCUUUCGCUGCCACUUCCACAAUACCACCCCCACUCCAGUUCCCCAUGCCUGCCAUACCCCCGCCCAAGUCCAAAGACCAUCCAGGGACUUCGCAUUCGACCAGCUUUGCUGAAUUUGAAAAUUCGACCGGUAAAAUUAGUGGAAACAACGAGUUUUCAACGCCUUCUGGAUGGGAAUGUAAGUUUGGAUAUAAGUUUGGGGUUCAUUUAGAAUGGGGUUGGGCGGGGUAGAUUUUUUUAAAUUAAGGUUUGGAAGAGGGGGGAGGAGUUAAAUUUGUUUUUGGGGUGGGUUUUUUGAAUAUGUGGAUUUCAAAAUUUUUCUUGAGAUCUUUUUUUUAUGAAAAAUGGCAUUUUUAAGAAUUAAAACCAUGUUCCUGGUCAAAAAGUUUAUAGAACCGUCCUAUUUUCAGCGUUUUCAUCGUCCGGAGUACCAAAAUCAGCGACAACCGGCUUUUUACAACCAGUCAAUCAACAACAACCUCAGGUAGGUAAAAAUUAUUAACAGGAUACAGAUUUUUAUCCCGCACCGUGCAAAAAGUUUUAAAUCUGCACGGUGCAACGCUUUUUCGCUGCACCGUGCAGUUUUUUAAAUUUUGUUUGCACCGUGCAAAGCUUUUUUUUGUAAAAUACGAACACUAAUUUCAAAAACUUUCAGGCCCAGUUUGACCCCUUCUCCUCCCUAAAUCAACCAAAAAAGACCCCACCACCACUUCCUCAGAGUCGACCGGUCGCCAGCCUUUCCAAUAACGGCACAGAUCCUUUCAAGACUCCAGUUCAGUCGGAAACGCCACCAACUGACAACUGGAACCCUUUCCUCAGCUAA